CAAUCCGUAUGGGGAAUGGCGUUAGUUUGGAUAGGUUCGGGUCUUUUGAGAUCCGGGUACGAAAUGGAACCUUUUGAUCAAAUACUACAUUACGUCAUUACCAGCCUUAUCCUCGUGCUCCCGGCCGGGAGGUUACUCUCUGAUCACUCUCUGCAUCGAAUGGCCGAUCCUCUUUUCAUAUUCCAGAGGCCUUUCACCAUCAACACUUUCGUCUUCGCUUCCUUUCCCUUUAAUUCCUAUCCGAGACAACGCCGCCGUCCUCUCAGGUUCCUUUCCGUCCGAAACAAUCACACGUCCCCGCCGGACGUCCCCCGCAUCGACGUCAUUUCGACGACUGAGCUUUCUGAUGGUAGCGUUUUGUUCCGAUUUGGGGAUGCAAGCGAGAUGGCUAAGGAGAAAGUCGUAGAAGAUAAAAAGAAUAAUAACAGUGUAGCAGAUAAUCAUAGGGCUAGACGGAGCGAGAAAUUGUCGAGAGACAACGUUGGAGUGGUUGAUGAUAGAGGGACAUCUGAGCAUUGCGAUUCUGGAAAAGCUAUUUCUACUACUCUUGAAGUGAAAUUGGAAGCGGAGAACAGUUAUGUGACUCUUCAUGGGGGAAAGGAGAGCAUGAAGAAGGAAGACAUGCGUCCUUCUGUGGCUACCAUGGAAGAUGGUGAUGCGGGCAAUGUGAUUGUAGAAAUUCCAGAGUCAGAUUCCGUUCAUUCAGUGGAUGUAAUUGUUGAGACAGAUAGAGUUGAGAGUUCCAAAAAGAUAGAUGACAAUGUGGCUCUUGCUUCAAGCUCAUUAGAUGAAAUUACUGAAGGUAAUGCAAAUAGCAGCAGUACAAAGGCAGACGCUUCCAUUUUGAAUGCUGCUGAAUUGCCAACCACUAGAGCUGAUGUGAGCAGUAGGGAAGAAGAAAAUUUUACAGCGACAUUGUUCUUGUCUUCGGGUGCUGCUUCAUUACGGCAUUCCUCUGAGGCAUUGACAGGUGGUGAGGAUGCUUACUUUGUUACUCACCAUAACUGGCUUGGGAUUGCUGACGGAGCUGGUCAAUGGCCGCUUGAAGGGAUUAAUGUUGCUGGCCUAUUCACUCAUGAGCUAAUGAAGAACUGCGAAAAAAUUGUGACCGAUGACGACAACAUUUCGAUAAAUGACCCAGUAGAAGCUCUUAUGAAAAGUGUUGCAGUGACAGAGGCUCCUGGAUCAUCGACCGCAUUGAUUGCUUUUUUUAAUGGUCAGGUUCUUCAUGUGGCUAAUAUUGGAGACACGGGAUUUAUUAUUGUAAGAAAUGGCACUGUGGUUAAGAGGUCUUCUCCAAUCCAUCAUGAGUUUAACUUUCCAGUACGGAUUGAGAGUGGCGAUGAUCCUUCAGCAGUUGUAGAGGAAUACAAAAUAAAUUUGGAUGAGGGCGAUAUCAUUGUCACUGCUACAGAUGGUCUUUUUGACAAUCUAUAUGAGCAAGAAAUAGCGUCAAUUGUAUUGAGGUCAUUGAAAAUUUGUUUGAAACCUCAGGAAAUAGCAGAAUUCUUGGCUGCAGGAGCACAAGAGGUCGGUAGGUCCGCCAGUGUGAGGAGUCCGUUUGCGGAUGCAGCCCAGGCUGCUGGGUAUGCAGGGUACAGGGGUGGCAAGCUUGAUAAUGUUACUGUUAUUGUGUCUUUGGUACAAAAGAAAUCCGACUCUCACUUACAAAGGUAGUGCUGGUGGUGGAUCAAUUUGGGUGGUCUUCGGUGCCUUUCGCGGUGAGUGGACACCUUGUUCUCUCUUCUUGAGAGAAGCUACGAACACUGCAGGUGGUCUGAUCUUAUUGUUAAUAGGGAGAGUAGUAGUAGUAGUACUACUAAGCCUGUGAUGAGAAUCAUGAACCACCCUUGUAUAGUACUUGCCACUAUUGUCAAGUAAUCUUGUGUUAUCAGCGGCUUCAAGUAUUGUUGAUGGCCUUCUCAAUGGAACAAUGACUGAGUUACCACCACCUGCCAUGCACACUGCAGUGGAUGAGGACUGGCACAUGAACCCCAUCAUUGUCUUGCCUGACCUUGCAUGUUUCAUCUUCAUAGCAUCAGCCAUAGAAAGAGUGUGUGUGUUUCUGUGUUUUGUGUUGUGGUGGUGUUGUGAAGAAUGAGAGUGGAAGUAGUGUGUGGAGUAUGGCAUGCUUUAUUAAUGACUUAGCUACUAACAUGCAUAUAUGCGCUUGGCUGACACUUACUGCUAGCUGCCCUCUGUUUUAUCUGUGUUUUGAAUGCAUUCACCAUCCUGUCUUUUUCUCCA
Messenger RNA from Tripterygium wilfordii, 2247 nucleotides. Its product is annotated as probable protein phosphatase 2C 71. The record is from RefSeq and is a predicted model, not a curated record. The transcript has 10 exons. Bases 16 to 1677 code for a protein of 553 amino acids. Lineage: Eukaryota; Viridiplantae; Streptophyta; Magnoliopsida; Celastrales; Celastraceae.